This is a messenger RNA of Xylaria bambusicola, 3711 nucleotides long. Its product is annotated as cortical protein marker for cell polarity-domain-containing protein. The record is from RefSeq and is a predicted model, not a curated record. Gene Ontology annotation, biological process: positive regulation of establishment of bipolar cell polarity regulating cell shape. Lineage: Eukaryota; Fungi; Ascomycota; Sordariomycetes; Xylariales; Xylariaceae. Gene Ontology annotation, cellular component: plasma membrane of growing cell tip. Gene Ontology annotation, molecular function: protein binding. The transcript has 2 exons. Bases 1 to 3711 code for a protein of 1236 amino acids.
AUGAGAGCGUGCUCACGAAGCCGCCAUGCGGCACGUAGCAAUGCUCGGUCCGCUUCUCCAUGGCUCCUCACGACAACGUGGUUUGCAGCUUUUGCUCGAGCCUUCACAUUCAAUCCGGUCCCGAACCCAAAUUUCGAUUUUAGCAACCUUGGGCAAGUGGGCUUUGCGGGCGAUUUCAAUGGCAUUUCAUUUUAUGAAUUCGAAGGCCAGACUGAAAAGGCGUUCAGUUCUAAUGGAUCGGAACAGCUUAUGACACGUCUGCCUAAUGGUGUAUUUAUCGACCUUCUUAGUGCCGAUGCGUCGAUUGAAGAUAUGUGUGCACUUCAAGACACUGUCAUUCUAGGAGGUAAUUUCACUAGUGUUGGUGGCAAGGAGUCAAUUGGUAUAGCUCUGUUCAACCCAACUACUUCCGAAGUCACCCCUUUGCCCGGGCUCUCUGGACAAGUUAGCAGCUUACUAUGCGACAAAGAUAGUGGUAUGGUUUAUAUUGGCGGCAGUUUCCGAGCAGAAGAUUCGUUCAAUGCGAUAACGUGGCGUUCCUCCUCGAACUGGUCCAGCCUGCCCUUUGCGGGGUUCAAUGGGCCAGUUACCUCUAUCGCGAAAGCAUCUAGUGGACAUAUAAUAUUUGGGGGUACCUUUACUGGCCUCGGAAAUACUAGCGCACCAAGUACACCAGAUGCACAGACUAUCAAUCUCAACUCCGCGAGGCUUACUACAUAUCAAGGGUCGACGGCGUCGGGCUUCAGCGAUCCUAAGAAUGUCAUUUGUAAUACGCAAGGAGCAGACGGCGAAGGCAAGACCUGGCUUCUUGAGGAUAACGUUCCAGGAAAUUGGGCAGCCUCGUUCGACUUCGGAUUUGUGCCUACCAAGCUUCGACUUAGAAAUACACAUCAAGAUGGCCGAGGAACUCGAACCUGGAUGUUCACCGCGCAACCAAAUAACGGGAUUAUGAAUUUUACCUACAUCGACCCUGAAACUGGAAAGAAUACGAGUUGUACCAAUCGCUGCCCCCUCAGCAACGACUCUAGUAUUGAAUACCAGGACUUUCGCUUCGUCAACACUAUCGGCAUGAACGCGUUUAGAAUUGACAUCACAGAUUGGUAUGGUCAGGGUGGCGGUCUAGACAGCAUUGAACUGUAUCAGGACGACAUAUAUACGUUCGCCAUCAACACCUUCAACGAGCCACCCUGCUCUAAUUCAAGUACACCUUCUACAUCAACACAAACUGGACCUUGGACAGUCACCCCUGCGGGGCAAAGCAAUUCUCAAUACUUAUCGGCAGUGUUAUCUAAGCCCAUCAGUUCUGAUGCGGCAUCCGUCGUUUUUCGCCCGGAUAUCAGAGAAUCUGGCGAUUAUGUUAUCAAGAUUUAUACGCCAGGCUGUCUUCAGGAUGAGACCUGUGAAAGACGUGGUCAGGUUAACGUGUUCGGCACUUUGAAUACUACCAGUGGAAACCAACAUCUAAACGAUGGCCGAUCCAUAUAUCAAACUAAUCAAUUUGACAAAUAUGACCAAAUCUAUUUUGGCCACGUCGAUGUUGCGUCUAGCUCCUUUCGUCCAAGCAUCACGCUAUCUCCGGUGGCAGGACAAUCACUUUCUUCGGACGAUAUGGUAAUUGUAGCCCAGAAAAUCGGUGUCGAGCGAAUGAAUAGCACUGGUGGUCUAAACGGAUUAUUCGAAUUCGAUCCAGCCAAGGCCACCGUAGAUACAUCCGAUUUUGACAGCUCAGCAUUCAACAAGCUUGGCUCGACAUUCGACUCUCAAUCUGCUGUUUUGUCCCUAGUUGCUACCGAAAGCCGCACCUAUAUCGGUGGCAACUUCACAACAUCAACUGUCAACAAUGUUGUCGCUCUUGAUAAUGAAGGCCAGACACAGCCUCUUGACGGGGGCCUCAAUGGGCAAAUCACCACUAUGUACAAUAGCAAUGGACAGCUCUUUGUUGGCGGUUCCUUUGACGACACUCAAACAGGAGGGGCCACUGGUCUAUCGAACGUAGCUGUGUACGAUGAACAACGGAAUGAAUGGACGCCCCUCGGUGCUGGUGUUGAUGGACCUGUCACGGACAUUGUUCCAAUGACACUUAACCUAACAGGUAAUGCCACAGAGGAAGCGAUUGCUUUAACGGGCGACUUCUUACAAAUACUUCCAUUUGAAUCUAACGAUAGGGUCGAUGUUGCUGGUUUUGCGGUCUGGGUGAAAUCUCGGAAAAACUGGCUUCAGAAUCUGAAAAUGCCAGUUCCACUCUUGGAUGGACAUUUAGCCACCUCGCUACUAAACGCACCCGACGAUGCUGAGCUCUAUGCUGGUUCUAUCUCUUCACAAUCUCUUAGAGCCUAUGGCGUGGCAUCAACUAACGGUAUGCUGGGGACUUUUCCCAUCAAGGUUACACCCCCCACGUCAUCUGGGAACUCUACAACCAAACUAUCCGUGCGUGAAUUGCCUGUCAACAACACGGGCUCGGUUUCUGGUGUUGUAACUGGAGUUUUCGACACAAACAAUGGAAGAAAUGUUACAGUGCUUGCUGGUCACUUCGCUACAAGAGCAACCGAUGGCUCCCCAAUCUACAACCUCGCAUUUAUUGAUAGGAAGAAUGCCGAUUCUGUCACUGGCCUUGGAACAGAGCUACCCCCCGAAUCCCUCUUCCUAGCUUUAGCAAUUCAAGGCGACACUGUAUUUGCAGGAGGUCACUUGAACGGCACCAUUCAAGAGUCCCCUGUAAAUGGCCUUAUCUCUUACGACGUUGCCAGCGGUUCUCUAAACACCCAACCUCCUGUUUUAGCGGGGAGUGACGUUGUAGUGUCAUCCAUUGCCGUUCGACCUGACUCUUCGGACCUUUAUGUGGGUGGGUCUUUCGAGACUGCCGGUUCUCUUCCUUGCCCGGGCGUCUGUAUGCUUGAUACCAGUAAGAACCAGUGGACUCGUCCAGGCUUCGAACUAUCUGGGACUGUCAGCACAAUGCUUUGGUCAAGCAGCUCUACACUCUUCGUUGGCGGACAGUUACGGAUAAAUGACGCCGAUGUCUAUCUGGUAUCUUAUGAUGUCUCUCAUAAUAGCUGGUCUUUGUUUGAUGGCGCCUCAGGUCUUCCUGGCCCAGUGAACGCAUUAACGCCGGCAGACGAGAAGCGAGACAAGAUCUGGGCGGCUGGCACUCGACCUGACGGGACAAUGUACUUGAUGAAGUAUGAUGGCGGUUGGGCGUCUGCUGGCAUCACGCUGGAGCCUAAUUCCGUCAUCACAAGUCUUCAAAUGUUCAGCCUAACUGAAGCACACGACAAAUCAGACCUGAUCGACGAAAAACAGGCACUUCUAUUGACCGGCUCAAUCGCCAUCCCUGGUUUCGGUACAGCGUCUGGCGCUAUCUACAACGGCACAACGCUUCAACCCUAUGUGCUCACUUCAGACGCGAAUACAACAGCGGGACCUGGGUCCUUGUCUAAGAUUUUCGUCGAGAAGGAGAACUUCUUCAAGAGCUCAUCUAAACGUGGCUUGGCCCUUGGGUAUAUCGUGCUUAUUGGCCUGGCAAUUUCGCUUGGCUUGAUGCUACUCAUUGUGGCCGCCGGUCUUGCGCUUGACAGGUACCGCAAGAAGCGUGAUGGCUACGUGCCUGCGCCUACAUCAAUGAUUGAUCGUGGCAGUGGCAUGCAACGCGUACCUCCUCACGAGCUUUUAGAUUCACUCGGUCGCGGCCGACCUGGGGUACCACAAGUGUGA